UGUCGAAAGGAUAAUCUUGCUAAAUUUCGACCCCUAAGCACAUCGAUGGAAAUACCGCAUGGAAGAUUGUAAUAGAUUGACCGCCAAAUGAAAAUUGGGAGAGAGAGAGAGAGCGGGAGUUCGAAAAUCUUUAUUACAAAUUUGGUGCUGAGAGAGUCUCAUAUAAGGGCAGCUGCGAUGCACAGAUAAAUCUUUUCCGGCGCAGAUUAAGGCAGCUCUACAGUUCCCUCCCGCCGUUCCUCCGCCACUGAGAGGCCCCUCUAAUGGCCGUCGAACCCCAUCAGAAAACAACUCUCUAUGUAGGUGGUCUUGCAGAAGAGGUGAACGAGGCAAUUCUACACGCUGCAUUCAUACCUUUUGGUGACAUAAAGGAUGUGGUGACGCCAUUAGAUCAGGCGACCCAGAAGCACAGGUCAUUUGGGUUUGUUACUUUCCUUGAGAAGGAGGAUGCAGCUGCUGCAAUGGACAACAUGAACAAUGCUGAGCUCUAUGGAAGGGUCCUCACUGUGAACUAUGCACAACCCAUCAGGAUUAAGGGUGGUGAACAGGGCUGGGCUUCUCAGCCUAUUUGGGCAGAUGCUGAUACUUGGUUCGAGCGCCAGCAAAGAGAGGAAGAGAUGAAAAAGUUAGAAGCUGAAAACCAUGCUGCUUUGAGAGCUGCAGAGGAAGCAAGAAGAAAAAAGCUGGCUGAGGAGCGGGAAGGUGAGAAAGAAGAACCAGAAGUGAAGAAUGACCCAAUGGCGAUGGCAGAGGCUGAGGUUCUACAACAGAACAGCUAGUUUGUUCGGCUUUUAGUGCUUAAUAGUGUUAAGCAUGUCUUGUUUGUUUAAAAUGCAAGACAAGUUGCACACUUUGUAUCCAAGUAUUUACCAUCAGAGGCCCUUUUGACUUGUUUGAGAUGAAAAAAUGAGCAAGAUGUUAACUUCUGGAAAUUAGUCUUCA
Messenger RNA from Nymphaea colorata (pocket water lily), 942 nucleotides. RefSeq lists its product as uncharacterized. The transcript has 3 exons. Gene Ontology annotation, molecular function: RNA binding. The coding region runs from base 264 to 779 and encodes 171 amino acids. The record is from RefSeq and is a predicted model, not a curated record. NCBI's taxonomy places the organism in Eukaryota, Viridiplantae, Streptophyta, Magnoliopsida, Nymphaeales, Nymphaeaceae.